Messenger RNA from Argentina anserina (silverweed cinquefoil), 1619 nucleotides. RefSeq names its product plant UBX domain-containing protein 8. Gene Ontology annotation, molecular function: ubiquitin binding. The transcript has 11 exons. The record is from RefSeq and is a predicted model, not a curated record. Gene Ontology annotation, cellular component: endoplasmic reticulum. NCBI's taxonomy places the organism in Eukaryota, Viridiplantae, Streptophyta, Magnoliopsida, Rosales, Rosaceae. Bases 8 to 1441 code for a protein of 477 amino acids.
GCGAGAGAUGCCGAGGCCUACUGAGGACAUGAUCGAAACGUACGUCAGCCUCACCGGCGCGUCUCGCUCACUCGCCCUCCUAAAGCUCGAGGAACAUGGAGGCGAUCUCAAUGAAGCCGUGAAUGAACAUUUUAGGGAAGGAGAUGUACACAGUACAAGUCCCUCAUCCACUGCUCCCCCACAGCACAAUUUCCCUCAAGCUAGUAAUCAGGAUCAAGUAGCACCACAACAAGGACUUCUGCCACUUCUUUCUGUUGCUAGAAGUUUCAAGCCUUCAUUAUUGCUUGACCGUAAUUACACUAGGGAUCUCUACAGUCGUAUUGGUUCUGCAUUAACUGGUCGAGCACCAUCACCUUCACACCAAGGAGAGGUUACUGGGUUUCCUGUAGGUUUCAGUCCAGGGAAUGAGCAUCCUCAUCUCGCAGGUCAGAGGCCUACAAUUCCAUAUGUGGCAAGAACCGAAAUCAAUGCCUCGAGAUAUCGCAAUGAUGUGGAAGAAGAAAUGAUUCAGGCUGCUAUAGAAGCAUCAAAACGAGAAGCUGAAUUGGGUUCUCCGAAUGUGCGUAACAGGAAUCUCAAUGUACUUCCUGGUAAUGGGCUUCCGGAUGAGAAAAUUACUGAAGAACAUUCAGAUAUUGACCGCGCAGUUUUGCUGUCCUUGAAGACAGCAGAACAAGAGAAGGCAAUGCGUGAGAUGCAACUGAACGACAGGAAUCUAGAUCCAGGAGUUUACAGUACAUGGAAGCGAGGAUCAUCAUCACACCAAAAUGGAGCUGAAGUUGUAGAACAACAAUUAGUCGGUGAAGAGUCGAACUGUAAUGGUGGUAAUCAUCUUCAGCAGGAAAAACUGGAAACAUACUAUGAUGAGUUGGGCAGCUUAUCUCCAAAAGAACUUGACGAAGCUAUAAUGCUGGAGAGUGCACUUUUUGGUGGAUCUUCAUACAUUCCUGAUACUCAGCCUGUACAUGGCUUUUCCUCAUCAUCUCUAUCAGCAAGGCAAUUGCUCAGAGAACAACAGGAUGAUGACUACCUUGCAUCCCUCGUAGCUGAUAAAGAGAAAGAAAUGAAUGCUAUCCAUGAAGCUGCAACUUCUCAGUUGAAGGCAGAUGCCAACAAAAGAAUUGAGCCAAUGGAACUUGAGAGAAGGCUUUCUGCAAAAAGUGCUUCACUUCCUUCUGAACCAGCACCAAAUGAUGAGAAUGCUGUGACUCUUCUUGUUCGGAUGCCAGACGGCAGCCGCCUCAGCCAUCGCUUUCGCAAAUCUGACAAGCUUCAGCUUCUUUUCGACUUCAUAGAUGUCAGUAGAGUGGUGGAGCCUGGAACUUACAAAGUGGUCAGGUCGUAUCCUCGGCAUGUUUUCAGCGCCAAUAACAGCUUAUCAACAUUGAGAGAACUUGGUUUGACCAACAAGCAAGAAGCACUAUUUUUGGAACUGAUAUAGUAGCAUAUUUUCCUUGCAUUCUGAUCAGUUUCCAUAAGAUCAAAUGGUGCCAAGCUCUUUCCUGUAUAUAAGGUCCAAGUCCUGCUGAAGAGGCCUAAAAACUCAUGCAUUUGUGUCUCAAUCAAGUUGUGAUUAAUUAAGAUAUGACGAUCAUAUGUCUUCCUUUCCUACCCAGUCG